GAGAGUCGGGGUGGGAGGGAGCCAGCUUGUCAUUGUGAAAUAGUUGGGUGGAAUACACGUGUGAACUGCAGCUCCUCUCUGCACUGCGCUGAAUGGUGACCAGGAGACAGGACAGGAGGGGGAGGACUGACCAGCAUGGAGCUCCACUCACCCAAAAAGAGCUGAAUAAACAGUACAACACAGCUCUGCAGCAAAGACAAGACACACACUGAGAAACACAGACAAAAGGACGCAAGGAAAGGAAAGCAAGAGGCGGAGGAACUUCACUGCCUGCUUUUGCAUGAGGUGUUUGGAGUGGAACAGGAGAGCAGUCAGAGAUCAGUGGUCAUUGGUCUCAGGAUGUCCAGGAGCAGCUCUGCGGGCGAUUUGGUACCCAAAGACAUUACUGAAAUACUGGCCUUGCAGCAGGCCAGUAAGAAGAAACGGGGUUCAUCCUUAGGCCGGGCUUUCAGCUGGUUCAAAGGCAGUAAACGCAAGAGGAGUCUCAGCAAUGGGCAUAGCAGGUCAGGAGGUCCAUGUGGACGGUCUGGAGAGAGCACUACAGCCAAACCCAUUCAUGCCAGUGGUGACACUAAAGCAGGCCAAAAGCAGAAUGAGCCAAGAAAGCUGACUGUACACUACACCGCCUCCCAGCACUACCAGGAGAACGUGUUCAUAGAGGGAAGCAGACCACAGUAUCUGGAAGACCUGCAUACUGAGGCCCAAGAGGGAUUGAAGAUACUACAACAGGAGGAGAACAAAAAUGGAGUGGACUUUCAGGAUGAUCAGACCAUGCCAGAGGAAGAUACAAGCUCAAAAGAAAGAGAUGAAUCACUUGAGACUGAUAGCACUGCUGGACACUCCAUCAUUUCAGUGUCAACUGUCUCAGCAGUCUCCUCACGCCCAGUGCUUACACGUCAAGGUUCCACAUUUAAACCCUUGAACCCAGUUAAACGACUGGACAAGACCAAGAGGAGAAGUAGAAGAACAACUAUAAUGGGCAUACCACAACAAGUCCAAAGAGAAUUGGAUAUGGCAAGAGGAACUAUACUGCAUCAGCAUGCAAAUGGAGAACACAACAGUGAAGAUGAUUCCUGUGGCAGAGUUGUCAUCCCAACAAUUGAUGGAGAGCUUCCUUCAAUAAAUCAUGAAGGGGCUCGUGUACAUCUGCAGAACAUUGAGGUUCUUCAGACAUCAAGAGAUGAGGAGUUUCUUAUAAACCACAUUCAUUCUGUCUACCAAGAUGAGUUGAACCGAAAGCUUGGGAUAGCAGCAUGCUCUACACAGAGGCCAAAGUCCCUUGCUGUGCCAGGGAUGACCACUUCCUCUUUCCUGCAUGAGCCUCAAGGUCCCGUUAUGUCUAUUUCACCACAGGCAACUUAUUUAUCUAAGAUUAUUCCGAACGCAAUUCUGCCUGCUGCAAUAGACAUAAUUGAAAUUAAUCAUGAUCACAGCCGGCGCAGUACAAGUACAGUUAGCAAGAGUAGUUUAGCAUCAGCUAGUCCAGCUUCUUCACGAUCUGGAGGUAGCACAAAUCAAAAUCCAACUACCGCUAGCCCCAACAGGAGCCAUUCACAAUCAUCUGAGACUAUUGUCUCCAACUCCUCCACAAUUUCCUCAAAAGCAAAGUGUCUACCAACAUUCGUUACUGACAGCACCAAAGAAGUUUCAGAUUUAAUCCCAAAGGAUGUAAGUGUUACAAGCUCAAGCAGUUGUAAAAGUUUUAAUAGUAACGGUACAAAUCAAAGACUAGAUCACAGGGAGAUGAGUGAAGUAGGGGAAAAUGUCAGAAACAGCCAAUCGUUCUCUCGUAGUCUCUCUGUAAUGAAGACAAAAUUGCCACCCGCACCACCUCAGAGAACCUAUUCCCUGCACCAUGAAAAACUUAAGCGAAGAUCAAGGGAACAGGUAGAUAUAAAAGGUCUCAAAAAUAUUGCCCGAGAUGAUGGCCAUACAGGUAGAGAUCUUAAAGGUACAAAAGACCAUGAGUCCACCAAUAAUGAGAAAGGUUCUGUCCAUUCUUCAGUGCUCAACUCAUCAAGAGAACGCAGCCCACUUAGUCCUGAUCAAGCUUUUGCUAGAUGUCAUGUCAGAUCAGGUAACUCAUCCCCGCAGAAAACUGGAGAAGAAUCUAGUGAAAACAAAUUUGAUAGGACUUUGUCUCCUUCGAGUGGAUACUCAAGCCAAAGUGGGACACCUACGCAUUCCCCUAAAGAGGUCAGUCCAUCCUCACCUGGAAAAAGAAGAGUUAAGCCUUCAAAGCCUGAGCGAACAGGUGUACGGACAUCGCCAGUGGUUUCAGUCUCUUCAUCAAUGACAUCUCUAUCUUCAGUCACAUCAGACACGGCACAUCAUGACAUUCAAACCAACACCACUCCAUCAGAGCCAUUCAAGUGUUCCCCACCUGUUACAACAGUGAAAAACAAGGUGACGCUGACACACCCAACUAUUCCCCUUAGGGAACUGUUCAACAUCCCCCCUCCUCCCAAGGUAAAAGCCCCAUCUCCCCAACCCCCUGAAACCUGGAUCCACAAUAAACGCACACUUGAACUAUUGUGUGGCCCAGGUCCAAACCCCCAAAAGUUACACCAACUUCAGAAACAGCAGAAAGAGUCAUUAAUAAAAAAUCAAAACACAAAUUAUAUACAAAUCACUGAACAAAUACUCCCAAAGAUACAGACAACAGAAGAAAUAAAGUCAGGUAACCAACUGGAGAACAAAGAAGCUGUAAAAGAACAAAAUGCGUCGGUGUCAUCACAAGUACUUGAAGAAAUGAUGGCAGAACCUCCAGAUUUGAGGCAUAAUGAAACCUCAACAUCAAACAAAGCACUAAAUGAAGUAGAAAGUACAAAAAUCCCUACAGAGGUCAUUCAGAACAUUCAUACACAAGAUCAGACAACUGUAGAGGACCAAAAGGAAAAAAGAAGCCAAAUACUCCCUACAAUGAAAGUACCAACUAUCAAAGUUGAUCAAAGUAUGUUGUUACAGACAAACUGUGCAGUCAAAACAAGUCCUGAAAUCGUGAUCACAGCAUGCACAUUAAGCAAUGAUGAAACUGGGGAGGGCAACAAAGGAAACUGCCUUGUUAAGGACAUUCUCAAUUAUAAACAAGUGCAAACUCUUGACAUUGAAGUAGCUGAGGUGAAUGGAAUUUCUCCUCCUCCUUCUCCACCUCCAGAACACCACCCUCCACCACCACCUACUAAAAAGACAUCAGCUUCCUCAGGGUGUAUACCACCAUCUGAUAAAGAGGAACAGAAGCAAGAAACAGAGGAACAGGUGACUCUUCUGGAGACUUCGUGGCCUCCACCACCGCCACCAAUGGAAGAAUCAACUGAAUUGUUGUUUGAGGAACAAGAUGAACUUGAUUUCCCCCCACCACCUCCCUCAUUAAUCCAUGAACCCCUUUCGGGAGUAUCUGUAAACUGCCACAAAGAGUCCUGUGAACAGCAUGACAAUAUAGAAUUGAGGUUAUCUAAUGCCUCAGAUAUGGCUAGCAGUCCAAAACAAGACUCCAAAAAACAGAGCAUUCUGCCAACAAGAACCUUACAAAAUGAUAUGGAGGUCAACAAUGCCUCAAACCUCUCUGUGGACGAAGGUGGCAUGGAAACUGUAGCUCCUACUAAAAUGUCCUAUCUUUUAGCAGAUGCACUUGUACAAGUGGAGGAAACGCCAACUUUGUCAGCACAAGAAUCAUUAGAGCAAACACCACAUGAUACCCAAGCAGAUUCCACUAACGUGCCCCUGGCACCUCCACUUCCAGCGGAAGACCAAUCCACCAUUAACUUCCGAAGGCAACUGAGCCUACUAAACAAGGACAGCCGGAGCAAAGACCUGCUUUGUCGUCACAAAAGCACAUCUACUCCAAAGGAGGAUGCUAACAUUCCCCUUGUCACCCCUUCCUUGCUUCAGAUGGUUCGGUUACGAUCUGUAAAUGUAGCUGAAGAUCAAGUUAACAAUAAUACCAAAGCAAGUGUUGAGGCCACAACUGAGGAUCACAGUAUUACAAGUCAAGCAACGCCACAAAAGCCUAUUCGCAAAUCCUUGUCCUUGAAGUCCAACUCACCUGCUAAGUCACCUCCUACUCCAGCCACAGCCCCAUCCAUGCGUCUUCAAGAGGCCAUACGUAUGAAGACUGCUGCAAUGUCCUCCAGUGGAGUACCUGCAAUGCUCAAUCUACGCUUUUCCUCAAAUAGCAGUGCUAGCUCACCUGUGCCAUCCCCUAAAACACCAGACGGCUGUGACUUACAUAAGUCCCCUGCAUCUACAGCUAGCUUUAUCUUCUCAAAAAGCACAAAGAAAGUGGUCAUUGAAACACCUACUUCUCCAGAGGUCCAAGCAAACCUCAAACAAAGUCUUGCAGCUGAGAUAAUACAGGUUUCUGGCCAAGCCAAGACAAUGGUUACAAAUGGAACAAAAAAGCCAAUUAAGGUGCCGCCACCUGUUGCUAAGAAACCAGUGCAUGGUACAAAUCCUCCUAAUAAGACAGAGAAUGCAACACCGGAUAAGACUGAGAUCUUGACGAAUAAACAAAUAAUGAUGGUUGAAGUUAAUGGGCAAAAUGAUCAAGUGCAUCCUGCUGGUCAGCGAGCACAAACAUUAGGAAACCAGAAGCAACCAAGAAGUACAGAGACUGCAUGUUGAAGGACACACGACUUGAGUUUUGAUUGGACUGUUUAUAGUCAGAGCACGGGAUAAACAAGAGGACAAAGAAAGUGACGAAAGCCCAAGAUAGGUGUUCAAGGAUCCAUGGAUACCACAGCUGUCUUAAAAGCCUUAGCCUGGAGAAAUGGCCUUCAAUUGUAUGCAAAAAGCUUUUCCCUAAUCUGUUUUAUACAAUAGCUUUAUUACAGCUUUCAAGUAUUUUUCUAAAUGAGUUUGUCUGCGCUGGGAAAAGUCACUUUUAGUUUAUUGUGGACUUAAAAAAAAGCUAAUGACUGCAAGAUUGAACUGACAUCUAGUGGUCACUAGUGGUAGUAAUCACUGCUUGCCGCAAAAUAAAGUCGAAGCCUGUUAUUUUUUUUCCUUUUGACAUAUACAAAUAUGUCCAAGCACACAGAUUGAUUACUAGUUUUUAAUGAAAUUCUACUAACAGUUUUGAAAGUUUUAGUGCUACUGCAAUCAACUUUCAAAAUUUGCUUUCAGCAAAUGUGUAAUUAUACAUGUACAGAACCAUCUGUUACCUUUAUGAAUUUUGCAGUAUGGUGACUAUAGCUGAACAUAUAUACAUUUACGUAUUUACUUUUCAUUAGAUUAAAGCACUUUGUAAGCUAAAUGCUGCAUUUCUUUUUAAACCAGCAAACAGGUAAGCGUAUUCACUGAUGGUCCCCCUACAAUUGAUGUAAAAAUAUACAUAAACAAAUACUUUAGUAGCUAUUUACUUUAAGGGAGAAGUGAACAGAAUUACUACACUGUUUUAAAAAUAAAUAUGCAUUAAAGAUAUUUAUAGAUUUA
Puntigrus tetrazona (Sumatra barb) is the source of this 5433-nucleotide messenger RNA. It is a transcript of the gene nhsl3, whose product is annotated as KIAA1522 ortholog. Bases 340 to 4623 code for a protein of 1427 amino acids. NCBI's taxonomy places the organism in Eukaryota, Metazoa, Chordata, Actinopteri, Cypriniformes, Cyprinidae. The record is from RefSeq and is a predicted model, not a curated record. The transcript is spliced from 9 exons. Gene Ontology annotation, biological process: cell differentiation.